AUGGAUGUCAAUGGACCACAUGAAAAUAUAAUGGUAUUAAAUGGUCAUGUCGAAUGGAUUAAGCUCACAAGAAGCAAGUUAGAGGCAGUUGUAAAUAAAAAAAUGAAAGAAAGCAAAGCAACAGAAGAAUUUAUUAAACAACUUCGUGAAGAAAAGAUAAGAUCUGCCGAAUAUGAACAGUACUACGAGGAAAAAUUAAACAAUUGCGAGAAGAAAGUGAAAGAACUUGAAAAGAUGGAUGAAGAAUUAGACGAAAUGCUGUUAAAAUUGGAUGAUUUUUAUCCUGAUUUAGUCGGGGAGACCGAAUACGGUAAACUUAUACGUUGGGAAGACAAUUUAGAAAUUUUAAACGCAUCAGACGGUGAUUAA
Molecule: messenger RNA, 369 nt
Organism: Adineta steineri
Lineage: Eukaryota; Metazoa; Rotifera; Eurotatoria; Adinetida; Adinetidae
Source: the annotation of a GenBank genome assembly